AAACCAGUGUUAAAUAGACCUUGUAACGACAUGAUAUUGUAGUUUCAUGAGUAUUUCUAAGUUGGAAGUGUUGCCCUGGUAGUAUUGAAAGGUAAGGCUGCCAAUAAAAAAUGACUAAAAGCACUUUCAAGACAUGUGAAAUGGCAUUAUAGUAUUGUUGGCAUGAGCGUGCCUUGUAAUCCUGGUUACAAAUGAUGUCAAAAACGAACAUUUCCUAUUCUCUUACCCUGUUUACUUGCGAAUAAAGCACAGCAAUAAGUUAAUCAAUGUUAAUCAUCUGGCGAGGCUUUUAUUAACAAUCUCAUUUAGUUUCUUUCCCAACCUUUCUAAUAGGAGUGCAUUUCGCAGUCUUCUAGGAUCUCCUGAGUGAAACUCACUGUGGACAGGAUUCUAACUUGGAGGGAUCAUGGAGCAGUAUACAGCAAACAGCAAUAGUUCGACAGAGCAGAUUGUUGUGCAGGCUGGACAGAUUCAGCAGCAGCAGCAGGGUGGUGUCACUGCUGUCCAGUUGCAGACUGAGGCCCAGGUGGCAUCCGCCUCAGGCCAGCAAGUCCAGACCCUCCAGGUCCAGGGGCAACCAUUAAUGGUACAGGUCAGUGGAGGCCAAUUAAUCACAUCAACUGGUCAGCCCAUCAUGGUUCAAGCUGUCCCUGGUGGACAAGGUCAAACCAUCAUGCAAGUACCUGUGUCUGGGACUCAGGGUUUGCAGCAGACAGCACAAAAUUCCACUGAAACCUAUAUCCCCUUAGAAAAGGUACAGAUGUUCAGAUACAUGCUAAAUUUGUGUAUAAUUUUAGAUUAA
Molecule: messenger RNA, 802 nt
Organism: Leptonychotes weddellii (Weddell seal)
Lineage: Eukaryota; Metazoa; Chordata; Mammalia; Carnivora; Phocidae
Source: RefSeq, a predicted model, not a curated record